AUGUCUUUCCCCCAGGAUGGCCGAGGCCGUCGCGGCGGAGCUGGCGCCGGUUUCAGCUCAACAGGCCGACGAACCGCCUUGGGCUAUUACAUUCCCUUGGCUCUGACAGUGGGAGUUGCGGCAGUGAGCAUUGCUGCGUGGGUCUGGAGUGAACGACACGACGAUGACGAUGAUCACCUUGAUGACGGACAAGGCCACCACCACCCGCCGCCCCCCGGUGCCGCUGGGGGUGAUUUCCCUCCACCAGCAUACGGCGCAGGAGACUACUCAAGAGAAAUCGGGACGGAUGUAACACCUGGUGAUGCUCAAUACGAUCCAAGCUUGAUGGCUCGCAUGCAGGGCGCUUUGCGCCGAACCCCUAGCCCCCAACAGAUAUUCGAUGGCGCAAGUCGCAAAGUUGUCGCAGGUGUGGCGGCCGCGGGCCAAUUUGUUGGCGGUGCACUCACAUCUAUUCGCGAAGAGAACCGCGGGGACUUUGAAGACCACACAAGAUGGUCCGAGGAGGCCCAAUCACGAGCUGAUGAGAAAAGCCAGCAAACGACUUCUGCUCCCAUCAUGAGUGGCGGACUACCGGGCCGCACAUCUGGUCAACAUUUCAAGAAGAAGAAGACAGUUGUCAUUGUUGUAUCCUCCCUUACUCCCCCUGACUCGGAUGAUUUUGCCUCGGAGGCGCACGCCUCCAUUCUUUCUCACCUUCCUGAGCACGUGGAACUCGAAACAAGCCGAAUCUUUGUCCUGAUUUAUGCCCCCAGUUUGAAACAUGCCAUUGGCCAGGGAACCUCGUCGCGUGCUACACAAUCAAUUGCCUCGUCCUACUCGAAUAUUGCUACCGAAGAAGCUGCAUCUUCUGGUGAAUUGGUCGGCGGUGAACUUACUCGGGUAGAACCCUCCCAAGAGGAUGAUGUCGAUGGACAAACGCCCUUCUUUCGAACCUUGUACACCCAGGCCCAGGCGCUGGUUGAAAGGGAGAACAUGAUUAUGCCAUUCAGUACACCCACUGGCUAUGUUCAUCUCGUCCGUCAUCUGGCUCCGGAUCUUGUUUAUGCCCAGGAGUCAUUGACUGGAGAGACGGGUGAUGCGGUUCAGCACAUCUCCGGUUGGGUCCGGCAAGUCAUUGUUGUGGUUGGCGACGAAGGCGGUCGUGGGGGUCUGAUUGAUAGCGAUGAUGAGUCCGCUCUUGCUGACAAGGGAGAGAAAUGGUGGCAAAAAGAAGGCACCACUGGUCUCGGCAAGCGAGUUGACAUUGUCGACGUCCUCCGCGUUGGAGAUGAUUGGCGACGCCGAGUGCGUGGCCUGGACUAA
This is a messenger RNA of Penicillium verhagenii, 1302 nucleotides long. RefSeq lists its product as uncharacterized. The record is from RefSeq and is a predicted model, not a curated record. Bases 1 to 1302 code for a protein of 433 amino acids. The transcript has 2 exons. Lineage: Eukaryota; Fungi; Ascomycota; Eurotiomycetes; Eurotiales; Aspergillaceae.